Molecule: messenger RNA, 2908 nt
Organism: Aureobasidium subglaciale EXF-2481
Lineage: Eukaryota; Fungi; Ascomycota; Dothideomycetes; Dothideales; Saccotheciaceae
Exons: 3
Coding region: 379-2703 (774 amino acids)
Biological process (GO): regulation of DNA-templated transcription
Cellular component (GO): nucleus; Rpd3L-Expanded complex; Rpd3L complex
Source: RefSeq, a predicted model, not a curated record
GACGGCAGACAAUGUUGAUUGGCCACAAGACACAGCUGUGAGUGAUGCAAGUCGUGUAUUGACAGGCAGAAGAAUAAACGAAGAGCACAGCUCACCUCACUGGACCACGUCAUAGGCGGUGAGCGAGGCCGAGUCAGGGCGCGCAUCGGCAAGUCCAAGGGCCGACGCUACUACGCGGAGAGCAUGGCAUAGCAAUUCCACAAAGACGCAUCCUGCACCCUCUACCUUCUCCGCACUCAGUCUACUCGGAGAUCUUGCUUGUCCUUAGACGACUGCCAUGCCGAAGCACGCUGUUUGGCCACUUUGAUCCUCCUCGACGACAGCUUUUUUCUGCCACUCCGUCUUCGCCCAUCGCAUUGCACCGCUCUCGCAGCCGCCAUGCCGCCGACGUCUUCUGUUAGAAAGGCCUCGGUAGCCACCACCGACACAAACAACGGCCGUCGUCAAUCUGCUCGUCAACCGCGCACCUCUACUGCAAGGCCAAUCAACUACUACGCUCGCUCGUUUGGCCAGCACUCCAACAACCAUGACAACCAAGACCCUGAUCCGCCAGGCUUCUUUCCUGCCGUACAGUACUUUGCCGACUCGAUUGCUGCUCUUCCACGCGAAGUCCAGCGCCAUAUCACUCUGAUGAAAGAGGUCGAGGCAAAAGUCUAUGGUCCUACUGAAGCCUUGAAGUUUCUCACCUCCAGCAUCCUGAACAAGCCCGCGCCGCUGUCUCGCAAUCAGCCUUCCUCCCCACGCCUGCUGAGUUUCACCGCCCCUCCCAGUGCUACCGCCAGUCUGGCAGGCUCUGUCAUCAACGGAAACCAGCCCGCCACCUUCGAUCAGCGCGUUCAAGACGACCUCGAGUCGCAACAAGACGAACAAGCCGACCACGCAAGGCGAUCAGAGUUUCAGUCACUCCGUCAUGUCAUCGGCAACAUGAUCACGAACCUCGACGAGAAGAACGUUGUUAUGGCCGAAGCCAAUCGCGCUCUCGCCCAACAGCUCGCUCGUCUCGACAGCGUCAUGCCCGAAAUUGAGAACGAGAUCAGCGAAGAGUCACGUUUGGGCAGUCUGACGCAUUGGGCCUACCAAGAUAACCGCGCGAAGAAGCAGACGGCAACCACACAGAACGAGCGCAACAGAAGAGACGUCGCUGCUACCAGCAGUCUAGCCGCCGCAGCUGCCGCGGUUCACGACCAAGACAUUGCCGCAGCAAGAGGAGAAGCAAGACGCGAAACAAAAAAGACAAAUCGUGGCCAACCUGUCGACUCGGACUUUGAUGAUCGUCCAACCAAAAGAGCGCAGACUGGAAAGUCGCGAAAGAAUGCCGACACAGAACCAAAGGCCAGUGGCCUUGGAAUCGCCAAUGGUGUAGCCAACGCUGCCACGACCAAGCGACGCAAGGUUGAGAAGGUUCCCGCUGUAGCUGGCGCCCCGGCUAUGGAGCGUUCUGCAAGCAACAUGAGCACAGUGGCCAAAGCCGCACGAGGCGCUGCCAACACCACCCCGAGAUCAACGCCAGCGGUAGAGACGAUAAAGAAGAAGGGAAAGCCAGGCCCAGCCCCUGGUACUGGAGCUGGAAAGAAAAGGAAUCCCGCUCUUAACCAAAGUACAAACUCUCCACGACUCAACAACUCGUCACCCGUCCUCGGACAUGCACAAUUACAACCAGAGACCCUCUCCAGACCUGCUUCAUCCCGCAUGCGACAGAACUCAAACUCGACCUCCAAUCUACAACACUCGCUACUCCCCGACCAACAAGUUAGUCGCCCGGCUUCAGUGGCCGACAACAGAUCUGUCAAUGGCAGCACGAAUGGACAGUUGGAGUCGCACAUGCCUCCGCUUUCGUCAAGCAAGGUUGCUAAACAGAGUGUGGAAGAGGUGGAAGAAGGCGCCAUGAUGGUUGACGAGCCCGAGCAUAAUAGACACAGGCACAGACCUGAGCCAUUGAAGGACGAGGACGUGACUAUGGAAGACGCCGGUCUAGACGUCCGCCCAGGUCGCGGAUCGGUAACAUGCACACCACGCACAGAGGCAUUCCCCGAUGUGGCCGUGUCACGAACUAGGGGUAGACUCCUCCACAAUGGACACUCUCGUGGCAGUGGUACACCAGACCACUCGAGAUCGGCGCACGACAGAGACAGAAAAAGUCGAGGAAGACGGAAGAGCGGCAGCGGAGCACACAUCCUCAAGCAGAUUGCUAGUUUCAAUCGUAGCCCGGAUGCAGACAGACGCCGCGACGACAGUAAAGGCUCAGACAUGUCUGACGACGAUGGACAUGGCAGAUCGAUCAGACGAAGCCAACCUCCUCGAGUCACGACUAUAUCCAGAAACCGUCGUGAACGUGUGGAUGGAUCUCGGGGAACGACGUCGUCAAGACGGACGGAACUCUCACCCGAAGCAGAAUACGAAGCACCCGAAGCCGAUGCUGAAGCAGAAGUCGAAGCUGAAGCCGAGGCCGACGAGGUGGAACAAGUGGUGGACGAUGAGGAGAUUGAAGAAGCCGAAGACCCAGACGAGCCAAAGUACUGCUACUGUGGUCAAGGUAGUUUCGGUGAAAUGAUUGCAUGCGACAAUGACGACUGCCCGAUGGAAUGGUUCCAUCUUGGGUGUACAGGAUUGCGAGCAGUACCUGGUGAUAACGUCAAGUGGUUCUGUGAUGUUUGCAAGGAGCCAAAGGGCAAGAAGGCCAAGAUGAUGGCCAACAGACAUUGAUGGGCAUGACGAUGAUUUGCGGACAUGGCGUUUAUAGACAGCACAGCAUGAUGGGAAGCAUUGGAUCGAGGGAGGGAAGGACGGUGCAAGGGAUUAUGCAGCACAGGGUAGACAUGUAUCUGGCCGAGAAGGCUCUGAAGCCGAUUGCCGUGAGCGCAUACAACAAAGUGACUCGUCCAAAGGCGGUGAGGCGCGAUCUGGCGGA